Impatiens glandulifera is the source of this 671-nucleotide messenger RNA. Its product is annotated as autophagy-related protein 8C. Gene Ontology annotation, biological process: cellular response to nitrogen starvation. The record is from RefSeq and is a predicted model, not a curated record. The coding region runs from base 86 to 445 and encodes 119 amino acids. The transcript is spliced from 6 exons. Lineage: Eukaryota; Viridiplantae; Streptophyta; Magnoliopsida; Ericales; Balsaminaceae.
CUCUUUCUCUCUUUCUCAAAUCUCAAUUAUUGUUUCAGACAACUAAUUUCUUUCUCGUUUUUGAAACAUCGAUCAAGUUCUAGCCAUGGCCAAGAGCUCCUUCAAAUUGGAACACCCUCUGGAGAGGAGGCAAGCAGAAGCUGAUCGUAUUAGGGAGAAGUACCCAGAUAGAAUACCAGUAAUUGUGGAGAGGGCUGAAAGGAGUGACAUUCCUGACAUUGACAAGAAAAAGUACUUGGUUCCUGCAGAUCUUACUGUUGGUCAAUUUGUGUAUGUGGUGAGGAAGAGAAUCAAAUUGAGCCCUGAAAAGGCUAUCUUCAUUUUUGUCAAGAACAUUCUACCGCCCACAGCUGCUAUGAUGUCUGCCGUUUAUGAGGAAAAUAAGGACGAAGAUGGCUUUCUUUACAUGACCUACAGUGGUGAGAACACUUUUGGGUUGUUUUAGAACUAAAGGAAGAAGAGAUGAAUUGUGAAUAUAUCUUUACUCAUUUGAAAUGCUUUGUUUUCGGUCUGUUUUAAUUUGCUUCCUAUUAAGAUGGGAUUUGUUGAUAUGGUAUUAUUGCAAACAUAAUUAUGGUUACUUUUUAAUAUAUGCCACUGGUUGUAAAGAUGGAUGAUUCUCCUUUAAUAUGUUUUUUUUUUAUGUUUUUUUAUCUGAAUUAAUAAUUUUA